Alternaria incomplexa is the source of this 1338-nucleotide messenger RNA. RefSeq lists its product as uncharacterized. The transcript has 3 exons. Gene Ontology annotation, molecular function: transmembrane transporter activity. Bases 1 to 1338 code for a protein of 445 amino acids. The record is from RefSeq and is a predicted model, not a curated record. Gene Ontology annotation, cellular component: fungal-type vacuole membrane. Gene Ontology annotation, biological process: transmembrane transport. Lineage: Eukaryota; Fungi; Ascomycota; Dothideomycetes; Pleosporales; Pleosporaceae.
AUGCCCACAUCAACAGCUCAACCCAGCGCCGUUGCUGGUACCAGCACUCCUUCCAUUCCCUCCUACGAUGUUGAAAAAGCAUCUAUCGAAUCAGCCCACGAUGACGGCCAAGCAACCGUUGACGCCGAGAUCGCUGCUUUAGGCCCUGCUCCUGACGGUGGCCUAACAGCUUGGUUGAACGCUCUAGGCGGCUUCUGCAUCUUCUUUUGCUGCCUCGGCUUUACCUCCUGCUUCGGCGUCCUGCAACAAUACUACUCUACUCAUCAACUGAGAGACCACAGCAUGGACCAGAUUGCGUGGAUAGGCAGUCUGACAAGUUUCAUCCAGUUUGCUGGAGGUGUUGUAGGGGGCCCGAUGUUUGAUCGCUUUGGUGUUUGGAUGAUGCGGCCUGCAACACUUACAUACGUCCUUGGCCUCAUGAUGCUGUCGUUGUGUAGCGAGUACUACCAGUUCUUCCUCGCGCAGUCUAUCCUCAUGGGCUCCAGCGUAGUCUUCCUUCAGACACCUGCCUUUGCAGUAAUGGGACAUUACUUCGACAAGCGACGCGCCGCCGCCCUCGGUAUCGUGGUAUCAGGGUCCUCCAUCGGCGGUGUCAUCUUUCCAAUCGUCCUGUCCAAACUUCUGAACGACUCGUCUCUGUCCUUUGGCUGGUGCAUCCGUAUCAUCGCUUUCAUCAUGCUUCCUUUCAUGAUGUUUGCCUGCUUCGUCAUCAAGCCGCGCAUACCACCCCGCAAGACAACAGUCUUCCUUGGCGAAGCAUGGAAGAUGAAGCGAUACGUACUGCUCGUUGCAGGACUGUUCUUCAUGAUGAUGGGCAUGUGGAUACCGGUCUUCUACCUCCCAGUCUAUGCCGUCAGCCGAGGUAUGGAGCCUUUACUCGCAUCGUACCUCCUCGCCAUGAUCAACGGGUCCUCCACGUUUGGUCGUAUUAUUCCGGGAAUACUCGCGGAUAAGCUGGGCGGAAUGAAUAUGUUCGGUUUCGCCGGCAUUGGCACCGCCAUCGUGGUGUUCUGCAUCAACGAGCCAACGACUAACGCUGGUAUCAUUGUCUACUCGGUCAUGUUCGGUUUUGUAUCGGGUACCAUCAUAUCGGCUGGCUCAGCAGCCAUUUCCAAGUGUACAAAGGACCCGAGGAAUCUUGGCACGUACAUGGGUAUGGGUAUGGGUGUUGCAGCAUUCGCCGUUCUCGUCGGCCCUCCAAUCAACGGCGCGUUCAUCGAUCAAUACGGCGGGUUCAAAGAAGUGUCGAUUUUCAGUGGCGUGAUGAGUUUGAUGGGUGGGCUUAUUGCACUGUCUGCUAAAUUCGCCACCACGGAAGGUAUCUUGGGGAAGGUUUGA